Penicillium subrubescens is the source of this 2562-nucleotide messenger RNA. RefSeq lists its product as uncharacterized. Bases 1 to 2562 code for a protein of 853 amino acids. The record is from RefSeq and is a predicted model, not a curated record. Gene Ontology annotation, biological process: regulation of barbed-end actin filament capping; protein phosphorylation. Gene Ontology annotation, molecular function: protein binding; ATP binding; protein kinase activity. Gene Ontology annotation, cellular component: nucleus; cytoplasm. The transcript has 2 exons. NCBI's taxonomy places the organism in Eukaryota, Fungi, Ascomycota, Eurotiomycetes, Eurotiales, Aspergillaceae.
AUGAGCUCGAGAGAUAUCGCGGCUAGUCUUCGAAAUGCAACGUACUACCCUGGAACGUCCCGCGCAUUUAUUCCCUCCGCGGCAAUCCGGAAAAUAUGGGCUGGAGGUCGCCUGGAACAGUUCGCGAUGGACCAUGGCCUGGGACUCCAGCAGAGCGAGAUCGAUACCGCCAGAGUCGGACUGUUGCAUAUAAUAUCCAUACUUAUUGGCAUAUCUUGGUCGGACUGGUCAAGGUUCAAGGCGAUUUUCUUUCCCGAAGACCUGGAUGUUGCGCUUUAUCGUCGAGAUCGAAACGUCCUUUCGUUCACCAUGGAGCAACUGGAGGACGAAUGCUUUUUUGGAAGUGACAGCCCCUCGGCGCGUCUUUUCGCUACAGAAAGGUGGACAUACUUUCCGAUCUUGUUGAGUCGUGGCCAAGAAGAACCCUACAAUGAGGACUAUCGGCUCCCAUUGGUUCGAGUGGAAUCAGAAACUCCUAAAAGGGGCGGAUUUGGGAUUGUUACAAAAGAAAAGAUUCCCGCCGGGCAGAUUAUUCUUAAUCACCUCCCUGACCAUAAUACGGGUGUUCUUAACGAUACGGAACUGAUAGUUGCACGGAAGAAGUUUCACACAGGCCGCUCUUGGCGUGAACUUGUAAAUCUGAAGAUUUUUCGAUCGAAUCGGGUCAUUCACCAACGAAUCCUUUCCGAAUUCGCAAUCGUUACGGUCGGCAACGAUUUGAAUAUCAUCUCACCGUGGGCGGACAUGGACCUGGAAGACUUCAUGCAAGGGCGCUAUAGAGAAAUGGAAAAGAAUCCUUCUCUGGUUGACUUCAUCGCAGAAGCCAAGGAGCUGGCUGGUGCCAUUCGCUUCAUGCAUUUUGGGCUUCAGCCUGAAAGCGAAGCAGAUAACCUCUGGCAACAGGCGAUGUGUCAUUUGGAUCUAAAGCCUAGGAAUAUCCUAGUAUUCCGAAGCCCUGGGAAGCCUGCAACGGGGAUUUGGAAAAUCACAGACUUCGGUAUAUCUAGAAUAGCGCCCCAAUUUCCCUCAGUGAUAUUGGAGGGGUGGGCAAGUAACAGAUAUGAUUCCGGAUUUUGGGCCGAGACGUUGGAUAUUCCUCUUCCUGAAUGCGGCUCAUAUCAGAGCCCAGAUUCUGUGGUCCAUCCCAAAUGUGACGUUUGGUCUUUCGGGUGCAUACUCGUUCGCCUAUUUGCUCUGGGCUUUGAUCCGGCAGGGUUGGAAACUCUUGAUCGAUCAAGACUUCGAGCGACGAAUGGAGAAGGAUUUUACAGUCAUGAUCGUUUCCAACGAAGAAGUCCUCCGAUUCUUAAUCCCCACGUGGAGUCCUGGAUCAAAGAUCUGCCUGUCAAGUAUGCAGCCUCCUACGAGCCUGAAUUCUUGACCGGAAUACAGCAGCUUCUUGGGUCAAUGCUUGCCAUAAAUAUUAACGAACGACUGUCCGCACAUGGUGUUUUUGCCAAGUUACAUACACUCCAAAGUCGAGGACGUCGGUCCAGCAUGAGUCCAUCGACAACAUAUCCGAAUGAGGAUCUGAAUCUCCCUGGUGGUAAUGAAUUAUCCAUUGGAGGUUCCGGAGAUGGAACCAGUGGGCGAUCCAUGUAUAGCCGCCGUCUGCGUUCUGAAGUUGGACCGAACGACAACACUCAAAGUUCGGUUCCGAUUCCAGAAAGGAUCCCCACAGGGCCCAGGCACCCUGGCCGGUUCUUGUCUGUCGGUGUCCUCGUUAGCACCAUUAAGAAUGGUACUCUCAAAGACGUUCUGAACUGUCUCCAAGCAGAAGUUGAUUUAGAGGAGAUCGACGAUAACGAGAGACCUCUCAUCCACGCGAUUCAAAAAGGAAGCGCUCCUAUUGUCGAAGCACUUUUAAAGAAGGACGCGAAUCCGGAAUUGCCUGCUUCAGAUGGGCAGUCUCCACUGAACCUCGCCAUUUGCAAAGGAAGCCUGACGAUUGUCAAGCUCUUGCUCAAAGCCAAGGCUUCCGUCAACAGGUUGUCCAAGGACAACAGGACUCCUUUGAUGGAGGCUGCCCGUGCAGGGCAUGCCGGCAUUAUUUUGGAACUAUUAGAUUCCGGUGCAGAGUGUGAAGUCUUCAUCGGCAGAUGGAACUGCCUACAUUGGGCCGUGUGCAAUACGCACUGCGAGGCGGAUGUGAUCCAGACAUUCAAUGGCCGCAUGGACUUUGAUAUGACUCCGCCUGGCUUAAGGGAUUCGGACUCAUUCGCAACACCCCUAAUGCUACACGUGGUGAGGCUUUUCGAUCAUUACCGCGAGGACGAAAAGAUGAGAUGGACUAGAAAGUUUAAUGCUCUUCGGAGAGGAGGGGCAGAAUUGAACAGGAGGUACAUUUUGAACCCCAACUGCCACUCAAGAACCCCCUUGGAGGUUGUCGUGGAUGAAAAUAAGGUGCUCCUUGCCAAGGCACUUGUUGAUGCCGGGGCAAAGUUGCCGCACGAUUACAAAAGGAGUAGCCUUUCGGCCGACAUGAAGAGAAUUGUGGACGAGGCAAGGGAAUCACGACCAGAAAAAAAUAAGGGGUUUUCUCUACGCGCUUGGCGGGGAUGA